Messenger RNA from Eleginops maclovinus (Patagonian blennie), 4785 nucleotides. It is a transcript of the gene washc4, whose product is annotated as WASH complex subunit 4. NCBI's taxonomy places the organism in Eukaryota, Metazoa, Chordata, Actinopteri, Perciformes, Eleginopidae. Gene Ontology annotation, biological process: endosomal transport; endosome organization. The record is from RefSeq and is a predicted model, not a curated record. Bases 91 to 3606 code for a protein of 1171 amino acids. The transcript is spliced from 33 exons. Gene Ontology annotation, cellular component: endosome; WASH complex.
AGCGACCAUUCACAAAAUCAUGAGACCCAUCAUGGGACCGUGUAGCAACACUCUUUAACAGCAGUGUUUUGGGUCACCGAGGCUUGCAAUAUGGCAGUAGAAACCAUCGCCCCUGACUGGGAAUUUGACCGUUUUGACGAUGGUUCACAAAAAAUACACACAGAGGUCCAACUUAAGAACUACAGUAAGUUUCUGGAGGACUACACCUCCCAGCUGAAGGGAAUUGAGGAGGCUCUGGAUGACUCCAUCGGAGAUGUGUGGGAUUUCACUCUUGACCCCAUUGCCUUGAAGCUUCUCCCAUAUGAGCAGUCCUCUUUAUUGGAGUUAAUUAAAACAGACAACAAGGUUCUGAACAAAGUCAUCACAGUUUAUGCUGCUCUCUGUAGUGAAGUAAAGAAGCUCAAGUAUGAGGCAGAAACCAAGUUCUACAAUGGCUUGUUGUACUAUGGAGAGGGAGUGUCUGAUACCAGCGUUGUUGAAGGAGAGUCCCAGAUACAGAUGGGCAGGUUCAUCUCCUUCCUUCAGGAACUUUCCUGUUUUGUGACAAGAUGUUAUGAAGUGGUGGUCAACAUUGUUCAUCAGCUGGCUGCCCUCUACAACAGCAACAAGGCUGCAACAAAAAUCAUCGAGUCUUCAGGUGUCCAUUUCCAGAUAGUGUACGAACACCUCGGGGAGUUAUUAGUGGUUCUGCUCACACUCGAUGAGAUAAUGGAAAAUCACGGCACACUAAAGGAUCACUGGAAGAUGUAUAAAAGGUUGUUGAAAUCAGUGCACCAUAACCCUGGGAAAUUUUCCAUUCCUGAAGAGAAACUGAAACCGUUUGAGAAGCUGCUGCUCAAGCUCGAGGGACAGAUGCUGGAUGGCAUGAUACUGCAGGCCUGUGUGGAGCAGAGAUUCGACGAUCCGGGGGAAGGAGUGUCUGUUGCCAAAAACAGUGCCUUUGCCGAGGAGUUUGCCUUCAACAUCCGCACCAUAUUCACCAAUAUUGAGUCCAAAAUUGGGGAACCUUCAGAGAUUGACCAGAGGGAUAAAUAUGCUGGUGUCUGUGGCCUCUUUGUGCUUCACUUUCACAUCUUCAGGAGCGUCGACAAAAAGUUAUUCAAGGCGCUGCUGGAUGUUUGUAAAAAGGUUCCGGCUGUCACUCUGACUGCUAACAUCAUCUGGUUUCCUGACACGUUCCUCCUCGCUAAAGUCACAGCCGCAGCGAAGCUGAUGGAUAAGAAGAGUCUACAGGCCAUCAGGGCGCAGAGAGACAGCUACCUGCAGCAAAGAGCCGUGACACUAACAAAGGAUGUUCAGUCCUACUACGUGUUCGUUACUUCCUGGAUGAUGAAAAUGGAGUCCAUCUUAUCCAAAGAGCAUAAAAGGGACAAGUUGGCAGAAGACCUGAACAGCAGGUGCAAUGUGUUUGUACAGGGCAUCCUGUAUGCAUACAGCAUCGGCACCAUCAUCAAAACCACCAUGAACAUGUACAUGUCGAUGCAGCGGCCCAUGACCAAGACUUCUGUCAAAGCUCUGUGUCGACUGGUUGAAUUGCUCAAGGCAGUGGAGCACACGUUCCACAGGCGGUCCAUGGUUGUAGCAGACUCCGUUUCUCACAUCACUCAGCAGCUACAGUCGCAGGCCCUCAACUCCAUCGGCAACGCCAAGAAAAGGGUGAUCUCGGAUAAGAAGUACAGCGAGCAGCGGCUGGAUGUGCUGUCCUCUCUGGUGAUGGCAGAAAAUGCUCUGAGUGGACCCAGCACAAAGGAGCGGCGCCUCGUGGUGUCUCUGGCCCUGUGUGUCGGCACUCAGCUGAAAACGUUCAAAGAUGAGGAGCUGCUUCCACUGCAGCUCGUGUUGAAGAAGCUGGAUCUGAUCAGCGAGCUGAGCGAGAGGGUGAAGCUGCAGUGUGACUGUAGUUUCCUCUACUGGCACCGAGCUGUGUUCCCCAUCUACCUAGAUGAUGUGUACGACAACGCCGUGGACGCAGCACGAAUACACUACAUGUUCAGCGCACUGAGGGACAGUGUACCAUCCAUGUUGCACGCCAAACACAUGGAAUCAUGCGACCAGCUCCUGGAGAGCUACGACAAGGAGAUCAUGGACGUGUUCAACGAGCACCUGCUGGACAAGCUGUGUAAGGAGAUAGAGAAGGACCUGCGUCUCUCUGUCCACACACAUCUGAAGCUGGACGACAGGAACCCUUUCAAAGUCGGCAUGAAGGACAUGGGACAUUUCUUCUCCCUUAAACCCAUUCGAUUCUUCAACCGCUUCAUCCUCAUCAAAGCCUAUGUGACCCACUACCUGGAUAAAACCUUCUACAACCUAACCACUGUCGCUCUGCACGACUGGGCCACCUACAGUGAGAUGAGGAACCUCGCCACGCAGCGCUAUGGACUCACCAUGACAGAGGCUUACCUGCCCAGCCAGACACUGGAGCAGGGUUUGGACGUUCUGGAAAUCAUGAGGAACAUUCACGUUUUUGUCUCGCGCUACCUCUAUAACCUCAACAACCAGAUCUUCAUAGAGAAGGCCAGUAACAACAAGCACUUGAACACCAUCAACAUCCGUCACAUCGCCAACUCCAUCCGGACCCACGGCACAGGCAUCAUGAACACCACGGUGAACUUCACCUACCAGUUCCUGCGAAAGAAGUUCUACAUCUUCAGUCAGUUUAUGUACGACGAGCACAUCAAGUCCAGACUCAUCAAAGACAUCCGCUUCUUCAGAGAAACAAAGGACCAGUCUGAUCAGAAGUAUCCAUUUGAACGAGCGGAGAAGUUUAACCGCGGCAUCAGGAAGCUGGGCAUCACUCCGGAUGGGCAGAGCUACCUGGACCAGUUCAGACAGCUCAUCAGCCAGAUUGGUAACGCCAUGGGCUAUGUGCGAAUGAUCCGCUCUGGGGGCCUCCACUGUUGCAGCAGUGCUAUCAGGUUUGUCCCUGACCUGGAGGAUAUAGUGAACUUUGAGGAGCUGGUGAAGGAGGAGGGACUGUCAGAGGAGACCCAGAAAGCUGCAAGUGUCCUAGAUUCAGUUUUGGGAGAUCUGACCAGCAACUCUGCCGAGGGGACGGAGUAUUUCAAGAUGCUGGUGGCCGUGUUUGCACCUGAGUUUCGCAGCGCCAAGAAUAUGCACCUGAGGAACUUCUACAUGAUCGUACCGCCUCUGACGGUGAAUUUUGUGGAGCACUCCAUCAGCUGCAAAGAGAAACUGAACAAGAAGAACAAAACGGGAGCUGCUUUCACAGACGAUGGCUUCGCUAUGGGCGUGGCGUACAUCCUGAAGCUGCUGGACCAGUACCUGGAGUUUGACUCUCUGCACUGGUUCCAGGCGGUCAGAGAUAAGUACAAGAGAGAGAUGAACGCCGUGGUGAAGGAGCAGAGCGUCCAGUCUGCCAGCCAGGAUGAGAAGCUGCUGCAAACCAUGAACCUCACUCAGAAGAGGCUGGAUGUCUACCUUCAGGAGUUCGAGCUGCUCCAUUUCUCGUUAAGCAGCGCCCGGAUCUUCUUCAGAGCGGACAAGACCGCUGCAGAGGAGAUUCAGGAGAAGAAAGAUAGAGAAGAAGCUUCCAAAGCAGGAGCUCCUUCAGAUGGCUUGACCCCCGCUGACCCUGCAUCAAAGUGACACCCCCCCUCCCCAGCUGACUCGUGAAAGUGCUGUGAAAUGGCCAGAAGAGGAAGUGGGAAGAGAAGAUCUACAGUAGCGGACUGCACUGACGUGUGUGUGUGUGUGUGUGUGUGUGUGUGUGUGUGUGUGUGUGUGUGUGUGUGUGUGUGUGUGUGUGUGUGUGUGUGUGUGUGUGUGUGUGUGUGUGUGUGUGUGUGUGUGUGUGUGUGUGUGUGUGUGUGUGUGUGUGUGUGUGUGUGUGUGUGUGUGUGUGUGUGUGUGUGUGUGUGUGUGUGUGUGUGUGUGUGUGUGUGUGUGUGUGUGGGGUUCAUGGACAAACAGACAAUUGAAAGACGUUGCCCCAUGAAAAAACAAUCAUCUUCAUUAGAGAACGUGCUCCUGCAGGAAGUGUGAUUUUGUUUCCAUUCUACAGAAACGUCAAUGUAAUAAUCCCAACAGCUUUGAAAUGUCUUCUUGAAUUUGUAGCAUUUAUGCAAGCGACUGCAAUUUGAAAAGAGUGGUGCAACAAGUGCAAGGUAAAAGUGGAGACUUUCUUUUGCCCAGCUUUUGAUACAUCCAGUCCAGAUCAACUGGAUUAUUUUUAUACAGUAGAAGCCUCAUCUGUAUGUGUCCCUCACCAGAGAGGAAAUCAAUCAAUGACUAAUUUGCGUCUCUGUUUUGAUUUCAAGGCUUUGCUACAUCUCUUUCUGUCCAGUGUACUGAAUGUGAUUGAAUGUCUAUGGCUUUUAAUGGCAGCUGUGUUCUUGAUGCCUCUCUACAUUACAGCACAGUGACGACUCUUGAGAAUGUUUUCAAUGUAUAAUCUUCUCAUGUUUGUGUGCCAAAUUUGUCUACUGCUAGUCUUUGUUUUGUCUAUUUUAUACAUUGUAUGAAUUAUAGUGUGUAUGUGCCUUUCUAAACUGUGGAUUAUUGUUUCCAUAAUUACUUUUAAAAUAAUACAUCUGAACGCACAAGAUUCUUGAUCUGUGAGUGUAGCAUAGUUACAAGUUUCAUUACUUCUCUACAGCACUGGAAUCAUUUUAAUCAUUUAAGUUUUAUUUCCCAAUUUUGUAUCUAUCAUGUGGUACAUUUGAAAAUGAGGCCACAAUUUGGUUAAAGUGACAUUCCGUAAAUUGAAAGAAUGAAGAAAUGUCUUUUAGUCUUUGAAGACUAAUAAAACUUGCACUUUCAAAAUAA